Mandrillus leucophaeus (drill) is the source of this 2486-nucleotide messenger RNA. Its product is annotated as zinc finger protein 69-like. Gene Ontology annotation, cellular component: nucleus. The record is from RefSeq and is a predicted model, not a curated record. Gene Ontology annotation, biological process: regulation of transcription by RNA polymerase II. The transcript is spliced from 7 exons. Gene Ontology annotation, molecular function: DNA-binding transcription factor activity, RNA polymerase II-specific; RNA polymerase II cis-regulatory region sequence-specific DNA binding. Lineage: Eukaryota; Metazoa; Chordata; Mammalia; Primates; Cercopithecidae.
GAGGCACUGGGGCGUGGCCCUGCCCACUGUUUUUCCAGACACGGAGAGGGUCGGAUUCCUGCCCUCACGUUUGUGGCUGAGCGGGCCGCGGUUCGGAUCCGGUGUUUCCAGCCCCGAGAGGGACGUGGUGCCUCUACCCAGGAUUUUGUCGCUCUGUCACCUGCGCUAUGCCCUGCUGUAGUCACAGGAGGUGUAGAGAGGACCCCGGGACAUCUGAAAGCCAGGAAAUGGACCCGGUGGCCUUUGAGGAUGUGGCUGUGAACUUCACCCAGGAGGAGUGGGCUUUGCUGGAUAUUUUUCAGAAGAAUCUCUACAGGGAAGUGAUGCUGGAAACUUUCAGGAACCUGACCUCUAUAGGAAAAAGUUGGAAAGACCAGAACAUUGAAUAUGAGUACCAAAACCCCAGGAGAAACUUCAGGAGUCUCAUAGAAGAGAAAGUCAAUGAAAUUAAAGAAGAUAGUCAUUGUGGAGAAACUUUUACCCAGGUUCCAGAUGACAGGCUGAACUUCCAGGAGAAGCAAACUUCUCCUGAAGUAAAAUCAUGUGACAGCUUUGUGUAUGGUGAAGUUGGCAUAGGUAACUCAUCUUUUAAUAUGAGCAUCAGAGGUGACAUUGGACACAAGGCAUAUGAGUAUCAGGAAUAUGGACCGAAGCCAUGUAAGUGUCAACAACUUAAAAAAGCCUUCAGAUAUCACCCCUCCUUUAGAGCACAAGAAAGGGAUCACACUGGAGAGAAACCCUAUGUUUGUAAAGAAUGUGGAAAAACCUUUGUUUCCCAUUCAAGCAUUCAAAGACACAUGGUAAUACACAAAGGAGAUGGACCUUAUAAAUGUAAAUUUUGUGGGAAAGCCUUCCAUUGUCUCAGUUUAUAUCUUAUCCAUGAAAGAACUCACACUGGAGAGAAACCAUAUGAAUGUAAACAAUGUGGUAAAUCCUUCAGUUAUUCUGCUGCCCUUCAAAUACAUAAAAGAACUCACACUGGAGAAAAGCCUUAUGAAUGUCAGGAAUGUGGGAAAGCAUUUCAUAGUCCCAGAUGCUGUCGUAGACAUGAAAUGAUUCACAUGGGAGAGAAGUCUUAUCAAUGUAAGGAAUGUGGGAAAGCAUUCACGUGUCCCCAUUAUGUUCGUAGACAUGAAAGGACCCACUCUGGGAAAAAACCCUAUGAAUGUAAGCAGUGUGGGAAAGCAUUAUCCUCUCUUACAAGUUUUCAAACACACGUAAGAAUGCACUCUGGAGAAAGACCUUAUGAAUGUAAGGUAUGUGGGAAAGGCUUUUGUUCUGCAAAUUCAUUUCAAAGACAUGAAAAAACUCACAGUGGAGAGAAACCCUAUAAAUGCAGGCAAUGCGGUAAAGCCUUCAUUCAUUCCAGUUCCCUUCGAUAUCAUGAAAGGACUCACACUGGAGAGAAACCCUAUGAAUGUAAGCAAUGUGGGAAAUCCUUCAGAUCUGCCUCACACCUUCGAUUGCAUGGUAGGACUCACACUGGAGAGAAACCCUAUGAAUGUAAGGAAUGUGGGAAAGCCUUCAGAUCUAUGAAGAACCUUCAAAGUCAUGAAAGGACACAAACACACAUAAGAAUACACUCUGGAGAUAGACCUUAUAAAUGUAAGAUAUGUGGGAAAGGCUUUUAUUGUCCCAAAUCAUUUCAAAGACAUGAAAAAACUCACACUGGAGAGAAACUCUAUGAAUGCAAGCAAUGUGGUGAAGCCUUCAGUAGUUCUAGUUCCUUUCGAUAUCAUGAAAGGACUCACACUGGAGAGAAACCCUACAAAUGCAAGCAAUGUGGGAAAGCCUUCAGAGCUGCCUCAUCAUUUCAAAUACAUGAAAAAUCUUACACUGGAGAGAAACGCUAUGAGUGUAAGAAAUGUGGUAAAGCCUUUGUUUCUUUCACUUCCUUUUGAUAUCAUGAAAGGACUCACACUGGAGAGAACCCCUAUGAGUGUAAGCAAUGUGGGAAAGCCUUCAGAUUUACCUCACACCUUCAAAAUCAUUGUAGGACACACACUGGAGAGAAACCCUAUGAAUGUAAGGAAUGUGGAAAAGUGUUCCAUAAUUUCUCUUCUUUGCAAAUACAUGAAAGGAUGCACAGAGGAGAGAAGCCCUAUGAAUGUAAGCAUUGUGGGAAAGCAUUCACAUCUGCCAAGAUCCUUUGAAUACAUGCAAGGACUCACAUGGGAGAGAAACCCUAUGAGUGUAUGCAGUGUAGAAAAGCCUUCAUUUCUUCUAGUUCCCUUCAAUAUCAUGAAAGGACUCACACUGGAGAGAAGCCCUGUGAAUGUAAGCAAUGUGGAAAGCCUUCAGAUCAGCCUCACCUUUAAAUGCAUGGAAGGACUCACACUCAAGAGAAACCCAAUGAAUGUAAGCAGUGUGAGAAAGCAUUCAGACCUGACAAGAUUCUUUGAAUACAGAUAAUGAAUGUAAACAAUUAACUGUUUAUAAUAACUGUGUACUAACAAAUGUUAUUUUUAAAUAAUUAAGCUAUAAUA